This is a messenger RNA of Chrysochloris asiatica (Cape golden mole), 4518 nucleotides long. RefSeq names its product microtubule associated serine/threonine kinase 1 (gene MAST1). Lineage: Eukaryota; Metazoa; Chordata; Mammalia; Afrosoricida; Chrysochloridae. Gene Ontology annotation, molecular function: ATP binding; magnesium ion binding; protein serine/threonine kinase activity. Gene Ontology annotation, biological process: peptidyl-serine phosphorylation; intracellular signal transduction. The coding region runs from base 31 to 4518 and encodes 1495 amino acids. The transcript has 24 exons. The record is from RefSeq and is a predicted model, not a curated record.
CACCUGCCACCAUGUCGCCGCCGCCGGGUCAUGUCUGACUCUCUCUGGACCGCGCUUUCCAAUUUCUCGAUGCCCUCCUUCCCCGGCGGCAGCAUGUUCCGCCGCACCAAGAGCUGCCGCACCAGUAAUCGGAAAAGCCUCAUCUUGACCAGCACUUCACCCACGCUGCCACGGCCCCACUCUCCACUGCCGGGCCACCUGGGUAGUAGUCCCCUGGACAGCCCUCGCAACUUCUCCCCCAACACCCCUGCCCACUUCUCAUUCGCCUCCUCCCGAAGGGCGGAUGGACGACGUUGGUCUCUGGCCUCACUCCCUUCUUCUGGCUAUGGCACCAACACACCCAGCUCCACAGUCUCGUCUUCCUGCUCCUCUCAGGAGCGCUUGCACCAGCUGCCCUACCAGCCCACGGUGGAUGAACUCCACUUCCUCUCUAAACACUUCGGCAGCACAGAGAGUAUCACUGAUGAGGAUGGCGGCCGACGCUCCCCGGCCGUGCGGCCCCGCUCCCGGAGCCUCAGCCCCGGGCGCUCCCCCUCCUCCUAUGACAAUGAGAUCGUGAUGAUGAACCAUGUUUAUAAGGAGAGGUUUCCGAAGGCCACAGCGCAGAUGGAAGAAAAACUGCGAGACUUCACCCGGGCCUAUGAGCCCGACAGCGUGCUGCCGCUGGCUGACGGGGUGCUCAGUUUCAUCCAUCACCAGAUUAUCGAGCUGGCCCGGGACUGUCUGGCCAAGUCCCGUGACGGCCUCAUCACCACCGUCUACUUCUACGAAUUGCAGGAGAACUUGGAGAAGCUACUGCAGGACGCCUAUGAGCGAUCUGAGAGCUUGGAGGUGGCCUUCGUUACUCAGCUGGUGAAGAAGUUGCUAAUUAUCAUCUCCCGCCCAGGUCGUAGCACCACCAGCAAGGCCAAGAAACCUCCUGGGGAAAAUGACUUUGAGACCAUCAAACUCAUAAGCAAUGGUGCCUACGGUGCUGUCUACCUUGUGCGGCACCGCGACACACGGCAGCGCUUUGCUAUGAAGAAGAUCAACAAGCAGAACUUGAUCCUACGUAACCAGAUCCAGCAGGCUUUCGUCGAGCGUGACAUCCUCACCUUUGCUGAGAACCCCUUUGUGGUUGGCAUGUUCUGUUCCUUUGAGACCCGGCGCCACCUCUGCAUGGUCAUGGAAUAUGUGGAAGGUGGAGACUGCGCCACCUUGUUGAAGAACAUCGGGGCCCUGCCCGUGGAGAUGGCCCGUAUGUACUUUGCUGAGACGGUGCUAGCGCUGGAGUACUUGCACAACUAUGGAAUUGUGCACCGCGAUCUCAAACCUGACAACCUUCUCAUCACUUCCAUGGGUCACAUAAAGCUGACAGAUUUUGGCCUUUCCAAGAUGGGACUCAUGAGCCUCACUACCAAUCUGUAUGAAGGCCACAUUGAGAAGGACGCCCGGGAAUUCCUGGAUAAACAGGUAUGCGGGACCCCGGAGUACAUCGCCCCCGAGGUCAUCCUGCGCCAGGGUUACGGCAAGCCGGUGGACUGGUGGGCCAUGGGCAUCAUCCUCUACGAAUUCCUGGUGGGCUGUGUGCCCUUCUUUGGAGACACCCCCGAAGAGCUUUUUGGACAGGUCAUCAGUGAUGACAUUCUAUGGCCUGAGGGAGACGAGGCCCUGCCCACAGAUGCCCAACUUCUGAUAUCCAGCCUCCUGCAGACCAACCCUCUGGUCCGACUUGGGGCAGGCGGAGCCUUUGAGGUGAAACAGCACAGUUUCUUUCGAGACCUGGACUGGACAGGUUUGCUGAGGCAGAAGGCUGAGUUUAUACCUCACCUGGAGUCUGAGGAUGACACCAGCUACUUUGACACCCGCUCAGACAGGUAUCAUCACGUGAACUCAUAUGACGAGGAUGACACAACAGAGGAGGAGCCCGUGGAGAUUCGCCAGUUCUCCUCCUGCUCUCCACGUUUCAGCAAGGUGUACAGCAGUAUGGAGCAGUUGUCGCAACAUGAGCCCAAGACGCCGGUGACCACAGCAGGGGCCAAUAAGCGGGAUCCCAGCAGCAAGGGUCCGGAGGAAAAGGUGGCCGGCAAGCGGGAAGGACUGGGCGGCCUGACCCUGCGUGAGAAGACCUGGAGAGGGGGCUCCCCGGAGAUCAAGCGCUUCUCAGCAUCUGAGGCUAGUUUCCUGGAGGGGGAAGCCAGCCCCCCACUCGGGGCACGCCGCCGCUUUUCAGCCUUACUAGAGCCCAGCCGCUUCAGCUCCCCUCAAGAGGAUGAGGAUGAGGCAAGGCUCCGCAGGCCUCCCCGCCCCAGCUCAGAUCCCCCAGGCUCGCUGGAUACACGGGCCUCUAAGGAGGUAGCUCCAGGGGACUGCAACCCCAGCUCCGGUGACCCUGAUGCCACUGAUCGUGCUCGCUCAGGAGACCUCUGUCCAUCCCUGAAGGAUGGAGACCCAUCAGCUCCUAGGGCUACCAAUGAUCUGGUUCUGCGAAGGGCGAGGCACCAACUGUCAGGAGAUCCUGCAGUAGAGAAGCGGCCUUCCCGAACUGGGGGCAAAGUCAUCAAGUCAGCCUCAGCCACUGCCUUGUCUGUCAUGAUUCCUGCAGUGGACCCACAUGGCAGCUCACCCCUGGCCAGUCCCAUGUCCCCACGAUCUCUGUCCUCUAACCCGUCUUCAAGGGAUUCCUCACCCAGCCGCGACUACUCACCAGCUGUCAGUGGGCUCCGUUCCCCCAUCACCAUCCAACGCUCAGGCAAGAAGUAUGGCUUCACACUGCGUGCCAUUCGUGUCUACAUGGGUGAUUCAGAUGUCUACAGUGUCCAUCACAUUGUCUGGCAUGUAGAAGAGGGGGGCCCAGCCCAGGAGGCGGGGCUCUGUGCUGGGGACCUCAUCACCCAUGUGAAUGGGGAGCCUGUGCAUGGGAUGGUACAUCCUGAGGUCGUGGAGCUGAUCCUCAAGAGCGGCAACAAGGUAGCGGUGACCACAACACCUUUCGAGAAUACCUCCAUCCGCAUCGGCCCGGCACGCCGUAGCAGCUACAAGGCCAAGAUGGCUAGGCGGAACAAGCGGCCUUCUGCUAAGGAAGGCCAGGAGAGCAAGAAGCGCAGCUCCCUCUUCCGGAAGAUCACGAAGCAGUCAAAUCUGCUGCACACUAGCCGCUCACUGUCAUCUCUGAACCGCUCGCUGUCGUCCAGCGAUAGCCUCCCGGGUUCACCCACGCACGGGCUGCCGGCGCGCUCGCCCACGCACAGCUACCGCUCCACACCUGACUCCGCCUACUUAGGCGCCUCAUCACAGAGCAGUUCGCCUGCCUCAAGCACGCCCAACUCGCCGGCGUCGUCAGCGUCGCACCACAUUCGGCCCAGCACGCUGCACGGCCUCUCUCCGAAGCUACACCGCCAGUACCGCUCUGCGCGCUGCAAGUCGGCUGGCAACAUUCCGCUGUCACCCCUGGCGCACACACCUUCCCCGACGCAGGCGUCGCCACCACCACUGCCAGGCCACACGGUGGGCAGUUCGCAUACGACACAGAGCUUCCCGGCCAAGCUGCACUCAUCACCGCCUGUCGUGCGCCCACGCCCCAAGAGCGCAGAGCCGCCCCGCUCACCACUCCUCAAGCGCGUGCAGUCAGCCGAGAAGCUGGGAGCUUCGCUGGGCGCCGACAAGAAGGGUGCACUGCGGAAACACAGCCUCGAGGUGGGCCACCCGGAUUUCCGCAAGGACUUCCACGGUGAGCUGGCGCUACAUAGCCUCGCCGAAUCAGACGGCGAGACGCCCCCAAUUGAGGGGCCUGGAGCGUCCCGGCAGGUUGCAGUCCGCCGCCUGGGUCGCCAGGAGUCGCCCUUGAGUCUGGGUUCAGACCCACUGCAGCCCGAGGGAGCCCCCAGGCCGCUGGCCUCCAGCAAGGAGGAGUCCCCAGGUGGCCCUGAGGCUUGUACCCCACCCCGAGCGACCACCCCAGGAAGUCGGACCCUGGAUCGCGAUGCCAGCAGCACGCGGCAUCAGAGCGUGCAGACCGAGGACGGCACGGGUGGGGUAGCCAGGGGUGUAGCCAAGGCCGCAUUGAGUCCGGUUCAGGAACACGAGACUGGCCGGCGCAGUAGCUCUGGUGAGGCUGGCACACCCCCAGUGCCCAUCGUUGUGGAGCCUGCCCGGCUGGGGGCUAAAUCCGAGGCGACCCCAUCUCCGAGCUCAGACUUCAAGGGGCUGCAACAACCUGUGCCCCUGACGACUCCAGUACCCGAGGCGUCCCGAGGCAGGGAGCGCUGGGUACUGGAGGUGGUAGAGGAGCGGACCACGCUGAGUGCACCUCGCUCCAAACCCGCCUCCACUAAACUCUCCCCAGAACCCCAGACUCCUGUUCUAACCCCAUCAAAGAAUGUGCCCAGCAACACAGGGUCCCCAGCCCCACCCGCUUCUCUACUGGUCCCGGGGACUAAGUCUGAGGUGGGGCUGCCCUCACGGUGCCCUGUUGAAACUGUGCCUCCUCCAGGCCUGACAAAAAAAGGGGCACCCUGCCCUGCACCUCCAGGUCCAUAG